Akanthomyces muscarius is the source of this 1599-nucleotide messenger RNA. RefSeq lists its product as uncharacterized. The transcript has a single exon. The coding region runs from base 1 to 1599 and encodes 532 amino acids. Lineage: Eukaryota; Fungi; Ascomycota; Sordariomycetes; Hypocreales; Cordycipitaceae. The record is from RefSeq and is a predicted model, not a curated record.
AUGACCACGACCACAGGCCAAAACUCUACCCACGCCUACACCCAGACUACGGACCCAGCCCUACCUCCCAACAUGCCUCCAGGCUAUACAAUCACCAGGAUUCCCUGCAACGGAACAGCAUCUCGCACAGCAAGUCGCAUAACAACUCGCACAGCAAGUCGAAAUGGGACCCAAACUCACAGCCAGUCGCGCUGUAAAAACGGCACCGUCAUUAGUAUCGUACCCGUCUGCACGCCGCUCCCCAGCUCCAAAACCUUCACUCGCUAUCUCGUCGUUCACACCUCCACUGUGACAUUCAAAGGGCACAGAUCAGACUAUAAGGCCCCUUACGCGCCCAUUGCAACACCCAACUACUGCGAUCCCAGCCUCUACCCAGCGGUCCCUCGGCCGCCGCCACCUGGCAGCACUCCAGAGCCUUUGAUGGGCACCAUGUCAAUGAUCACCGAGACGUUUACCAUUGAAGGACAACCUCUCACCGCGGAAUUUCCCGUCCCAUCAUUAUUCACGGCGAUCGCGCACAUUCCUGUCACAACCUUCAUUACGACAGACAAGAAUCCUUCUGUUGUUUUCCCUUCGGACCCGAUCCCCAAUUAUAGUCAGACGUGGCCAGGCGGCGGAGACGGAGGCGAUGGUGUUCACACACCCGUCGGCGGAGGUGCUCCUGCUCCUGGAUCCGACGCCCCAUCCUACACCAUUACAGCUGGACCAACUUCCGUCCUGAUUAAUGAGCAGACUUUCAUUGUGGCUCCUGGCAGCAGCACAAUAGUCACCGCCAAUGACGGUGGAGUGUUCACCAUCAACCCUACCGCUGUUGUUGGUCAAGGAGUCACCAUUACCCGGCCACCCUCGGUCAUGGGGCCGGCCUCGUCAGUGUUGGAUGGCAUCCCUGUCACAUCGGCGGGACCCAGCCUGGAGAUCGGUGGAGGCGCCUUUGCCAUUCCCACGUCAGACUCAAACACCGUACGCGUCAACGGCAAAGCCGUAACCAUCAACCCGACUGGAGUCACAAUCGGCGGCGAAAGCAUGGGCUUUGUGAAACCAGCCGCAUCUGAUGUCGUUGUCGCUGGCGGCGAGAUGCUCACCGCCAUCGGCCGCAGUGUCGUUGUCCUUCAUUCCAUCACUUAUACCUAUGGAAGUGGCAUCGCACCCGUCAUGCAGGUCGUCAACGGCGAUACUAUCGCCAUUGGACCCACUGGAGUGCUUGUACACGGCUCGACGCUGGGUGGAGUCUCCGCCCAGCCUACCGACACUGAAUUCGAAAUUGUUGGCGGUGCUACCAUUGCCAAGAUUCCUCCGUCCAUGGUCAUUGUGAAUGGAGAGACGUAUGCAGUCGGUCCCGGGGCCAGCAUGAAAACUGUCGUAAUUGGCGAGCAGACUUUGACCAUGGGGCCCAUUGGUCUCGUCAUGGCCAGCACUACAAUGAAGUUUCCAUUCGAUGCUUCGGUGACAACUACCAUCGCCGGCCGCUCAACCGGCGAAAGCAUGCCUCAGGAAACUGGUAGCAAAGGGGAAGAAGACGCUGCCUACUCGCUACGACCCGACGUGCGCGUCGGGCUUACGUGUCUCUGCAUUGUUUUUGGCGUUUUGGUCCUUGCCUAG